Gracilinanus agilis (Agile Gracile Mouse Opossum) is the source of this 860-nucleotide messenger RNA. Its product is annotated as histone H3. The transcript is spliced from 2 exons. Bases 1 to 657 code for a protein of 218 amino acids. Gene Ontology annotation, cellular component: nucleosome. The record is from RefSeq and is a predicted model, not a curated record. Gene Ontology annotation, molecular function: structural constituent of chromatin; protein heterodimerization activity; DNA binding. Lineage: Eukaryota; Metazoa; Chordata; Mammalia; Didelphimorphia; Didelphidae.
AUGGCUCGUACUAAGCAAACUGCUCGAAAGUCUACUGGCGGCAAGGCUCCUCGCAAGCAGCUAGCUACUAAGGCAGCUCGUAAGAGCGCUCCCGCCACCGGCGGUGUGAAGAAGCCUCACCGCUACAGGCCCGGCACCGUGGCGCUGAGAGAAAUUCGGCGCUACCAGAAGUCCACUGAACUGCUGAUUCGCAAACUGCCCUUCCAGCGGCUGGUCCGCGAGAUCGCGCAGGACUUCAAGACCGACCUGCGAUUCCAGAGCUCGGCUGUGAUGGCCUUGCAAGAGGCGAGUGAAGCUUAUCUCGUAGGACUGUUUGAAGACACAAACCUCUGCGCCAUCCUCGCCAUGUCUGGGCGCGGUAAGGGCGGUAAAGGCCUGGGUAAAGGAGGUGCUAAGCGCCAUAGAAAGGUGUUGCGAGAUAACAUCCAGGGCAUCACUAAGCCUGCUAUCCGUCGUCUUGCUCGGCGCGGCGGCGUCAAGCGGAUCUCGGGGCUGAUUUAUGAGGAGACCCGUGGGGUGCUCAAGGUGUUCUUGGAGAAUGUCAUCCGUGAUGCUGUGACUUACACUGAACAUGCCAAGAGGAAGACUGUGACUGCUAUGGACGUGGUGUAUGCGCUUAAGCGUCAAGGCCGCACUCUCUAUGGUUUUGGUGGUUGAUUUUUCGGCGUGAUUUUGAAAAAAAAAAACAAAAAAAACCGUUAUUUUCCCUAAUUCUCUCCCUUACCUCCCUCCCCCAAUCUUUCCUAAGGCUCUUUUCAGGGCCACCACUGUCUCUUCUAAAGAGCUGUUUUACUAGGGUUCUGAGGUCUUUGUGGUGAGUUUUGAUUUUUUUUUUUUUUUUUUAACUGUGAUCUUAAAAA